Molecule: messenger RNA, 1194 nt
Organism: Closterium sp. Yama58-4
Lineage: Eukaryota; Viridiplantae; Streptophyta; Zygnematophyceae; Desmidiales; Closteriaceae
Source: the annotation of a GenBank genome assembly
AUGGCAACCUCUCCUUCUGCACUGCUUCCGCUCCUCGUCCUUGCCGUCAUCUGCGCGGUCGCCACGGCUCACGUGGCGGCAGGCGAGCACGCGGAUCGCCGGAAUGUGCGCGUGCAAGUGAGAGGGACGAGCAGCACAGGGACUGCGAGGAGGAGCCUGCAAAGCGAGAGCACGACGGGAGGCCGUGGGAAUGCCAGCACGCCAUUGGAGUUGGGGGUGGAGGGGGUGCAGGGGGGGAACAGCACGGGCGGAACCGUUUCUCCUGUUGCUUCCAUCACAGACGCAUGCGCUUCGAUGGAUUGUGGGGCCAACGGCAAGUGUGGCAAGGAUGAUGCAGGGGUAGCAACCUGUUCCUGUGCCACGGGCUUUAAAAAACUUUCCAAUGGCACUUGUGCUGACAAAUGCGCUUUGAUGGAUUGUGGGGCCAACGGCAAGUGUGGCAAGGAUGAUGCAGGGGUAGCAACCUGUUCCUGUGCCACGGGCUUUAAAAAACUUUCCAAUGGCACUUGUGCUGACGAAUGCACUUGGAGGAAGUCUGAGGGCAAAUUGAAGUGCGAAGUAAUGGGGGCGAAAACAAAAUACUGUGGCUGCAGGCAGGGCUUUGAGAAGUGUGACUAUACUGCUUGUGAAGAAUCGCUUUGCUCGAACUUGGGCUGCGCGUCUCUUGGUGGGAGAUGUGUUAGGAGCAUGAUAGGACUCUACAGCUGCCAAUGGGCCUCGCCUUGUGGCAACUGCCCCGAUUUUGCCACGUGCAAAAGCUUUAUGUCGGAAAAAUACAAGGCUACAAUUCAAUACUGUGUGUGCCCUUACGGCUACGGGAUGACUGAGAACGGUUGCGUCAUGGAUUACAAGCACAUGAUGGCAGCAGCGAGUUUUACGUUCAUUCAGGAUCCCUGGGCGAAUGACAAGGCCUCCCGGCCGUUCACAGUGCGGGCCUCUUACGGGGGGUGCAUGCAGCUACCCAGGGAGGUGGCUGGGAAGUACCGCGCUCGAUCCAGCGUGUUCAACAUAGCGGACGGCACGCCGCGCUGCAAAGCUAUCAAGUUCUACGACGGCAACAACUGUGAAGGGAAUGUUGUGAAAGGGGGGGAUCCUACCUCUCCUGAUUUUGCAUUUUAUGCUGAGUCAAAAUCUGGGACAGAUAAUUCAUCCUUGCUUUCAACGAUCAGGUCCAUCUGGUGCGAGACUGAAUAG